AUGAAUUCGAUUUUCUCCCGUAGAGUCGUCGUCGAGUCAUCUUCGCGUCUCACCAAAUUGCUCGCGAACCCAACAACUCAUUCUCACUCGAUUCAUCAUCAUCACCGUCAGUCCUUUACUUCGCUCUUUAGACCAAACCAGAGCCGCCAUUUUCGGACCCAUUAUCUUCCUUCGACCCCGUCUUCUCCUCCCGUGAGUCGCUUCGACCCUUCUCUGUUAUGGCGAUCGGAGAAAAUUCGUGGCUUUUUCGCGAGCGCUUUAGGGAACAAAUCCGCGAAAUUGGGGAAUCUUGUGGAAUCCAGAGUUGGGUUCUUCGGUUCUCGGUUUCCCAAAAAAGGUUUCCAAAUCGAGGGUUUCUCUGGGUUUCAAAGGCGUGGCUGGAAGCAUUGGCUUCAAGGAUUAUCAGCUAAUGACGUUGUUCUUGGUUUAGUUAUAGCUAACACUGCUGUGUUUCUGAUGUGGCGGGUCUUCGACAAACAGUUCAUGAUGAAUAAUUUCAUGAUAUCGUUGGACAAUUUCACGAGUGGACGUAUACACACUCUGAUAACUUCGGCAUUCAGUCAUAUUGAUGUUGGACAUAUCAUUUCUAACAUGAUUGGACUCUACUUCUUUGGAACCAGUAUCGCAAGAAACUUCGGCCCUCAGUUCCUUUUGAAGCUGUACCUUGCUGGAGCGCUUGGUGGCUCUGUUUUCUACUUGAUUCAUCAUGCUUACAUGGCUGCGACGUCGCCCAAGGGUCAAGGAGCUUUCACGAGGGAUCCAUCAAGAACCCCGGGACUGGGUGCGAGUGGAGCGGUGAAUGCCAUCAUACUGCUCGAUAUCUUCCUGCACCCAACAGCUACUCUAUACCUUGAGUUUAUCAUUCCAGUUCCCGCAAUGUUGCUUGGAAUCUUCCUCAUUGGAAAAGACAUAUUAAGGAUAACAGAGGGGAACAGUAACAUCUCAGGUGCGGCUCACUUGGGAGGAGCUGCAGUCGCAGCCAUUGCUUGGGCUCGGAUUAGAAGAGGUCGCUUCCGUUACUGA
This is a messenger RNA of Arabis nemorensis, 1023 nucleotides long. The record is from the annotation of a GenBank genome assembly. Lineage: Eukaryota; Viridiplantae; Streptophyta; Magnoliopsida; Brassicales; Brassicaceae.